Cotesia congregata is the source of this 201-nucleotide messenger RNA. NCBI's taxonomy places the organism in Eukaryota, Metazoa, Arthropoda, Insecta, Hymenoptera, Braconidae. The record is from the annotation of a GenBank genome assembly.
AUGUCUCAAGAAAAAGAUAUGGAACCGCUUGCUGAACAAUUUCAUGAAGCAAAAUUACUACGUUCCUUAGAUUUCGAGAUCGCAAACUUUACUGGUAGCAACAGUCUUAAAUCUUAUACAAUUAGUAUGAAAAUCUACGACGAUCCAACCAGGAGAGUUUGGAAUGUAGAAAUUUAUAAAUUUGUGCUUGAUAAAAGAUAA